Juglans regia (Persian walnut) is the source of this 1865-nucleotide messenger RNA. Its product is annotated as squalene monooxygenase SE1-like. Gene Ontology annotation, biological process: sterol biosynthetic process. Gene Ontology annotation, cellular component: membrane; endoplasmic reticulum. The coding region runs from base 83 to 1666 and encodes 527 amino acids. The record is from RefSeq and is a predicted model, not a curated record. Lineage: Eukaryota; Viridiplantae; Streptophyta; Magnoliopsida; Fagales; Juglandaceae. Gene Ontology annotation, molecular function: flavin adenine dinucleotide binding; squalene monooxygenase activity. The transcript is spliced from 8 exons.
AGAGAGAGAGAGAGCGAGCGCGCGCGUAAACUUGUGGUGCUGUACCGUGACUGUGAGCGUGCCGGGAUUCGAAUUUUGAAGAAUGGUGGAUCCGUACGCGCUUGGGUGGAGCUUUGCCUCCGUGUUGAUGGGGCUCGUGGCGCUUUACAUUCUGGUGGACAAGAAGAACCGCAGCAGAGUUUCUUCGGAGGCGAGAAGCGAGGGCGUGGACAGCGUCACCACGACCACCAGCGGAGAAUGCAGACUCACUGACGGUAAUGCCGACGUUAUCAUCGUCGGAGCCGGAGUCGCCGGUUCCGCUCUCGCUCAUACUCUUGGCAAGGAUGGACGUAGAGUUCAUGUGAUUGAAAGAGAUUUAACGGAGCCUGACCGAAUUGUUGGCGAAUUGCUACAACCUGGAGGCUACCUCAAGUUAAUUGAGCUGGGGCUUGAAGAUUGUGUGGAGGACAUUGAUGCUCAGCGAGUGUUUGGCUAUGCUCUUUUUAAGGAUGGGAAACAUACCCGACUCUCUUAUCCCUUGGAGAAAUUUCACUCAGAUGUGUCUGGCAGAAGCUUUCACAAUGGGCGAUUCAUACAGAGGAUGCGGGAGAAGGCUGCAUCCCUUCUGAAUGUUCGAUUGGAGCAAGGAACCGUUACUUCUUUGCUUGAAGAAAAUGGAACAGUUAAAGGUGUGCAGUACAAGACUAAAGAUGGCAAUGAACUGACUGCACAUGCACCUCUAACCAUUGUUUGUGAUGGCUGUUUCUCAAAUUUGCGUCGCUCACUUUGCAAUCCUCAGGUUGAUGUGCCCUCAUCUUUUGUUGGUUUGGUUCUGGAGAAUUGCGAACUUCCAUAUGCAAAUCACGGGCAUGUCAUACUAGCAGACCCUUCCCCCAUUUUGUUUUAUCCUAUUAGUAGCACAGAGGUACGAUGUCUGGUUGAUGUACCUGGAAAGAAAGUUCCAUCUAUUGCAAAUGGUGAAAUGGAAAAGUAUUUGAAGAACAUGGUGGCCCCUCAGCUUCCCCCUGAAAUAUAUGAUUCAUUUGUAGCUGCUGUCGAUAGAGGUAACAUACGGACAAUGCCAAACCGAAGUAUGCCGGCUGCCCCCCAUCCUACUCCUGGAGCCUUGUUAAUGGGGGAUGCAUUCAACAUGCGCCACCCGUUAACCGGCGGAGGAAUGACGGUGGCAUUGUCUGAUAUUGUCGUGCUGCGGGAUCUGCUCAAGCCUUUGCGAGACCUGAAUGAUGCACCCACACUCUGCAAGUAUCUUGAAUCCUUCUACACCUUGCGUAAGCCGGUGGCAUCCACAAUUAAUACUUUGGCGGGGGCCUUGUACAAGGUGUUUUGUGCAUCACCUGAUCGAGCGAGGAAGGAAAUGCGCCAGGCUUGCUUUGAUUAUUUAAGUCUUGGAGGUGUAUUCUCAAUGGGACCGGUUUCUCUACUCUCAGGGUUGAACCCUCGCCCAUUGAGCUUGGUUCUCCAUUUCUUUGCUGUUGCAGUUUACGGUGUUGGCCGCUUAUUGGUGCCCUUCCCUUCACCCUCACGCAUCUGGAUUGGAGCCAGAUUAAUUUCGGGUGCAUCAGCAAUCAUCUUCCCCAUAAUCAAGGCAGAAGGUGUUAGGCAAAUGUUCUUCCCUGCAACCGUUCCAGCUUAUUACAGAGCUCCACCUGUUAAGAGGGACCAUUAGAGAGAGCCAGAUGCCGUGAAAUAAUUUAGCCUACACUUCGCUGCUGUCAAGUCAGGCCAAUUUGUAUCAAUACCUCGAAAAUGAGAUUUGUAUCGAUACUCUUUUCGCUGUUGGACUGUGACUAUAUAGCAUAAAGAAAGUACAAUUUUCCUAAAUGUCCAUAAAUAUCGUCGAGUGAAAUUUAAUGGCGCUGUCUGAG